UGCCAAGUGUAUCAGAGAUGCCAAGUGUAUCAGAGAUGCCAAGUGUAUCAGAGAUGCCAAGUGUAUCAGAGAUGCCAAGUGUAUCAGAGAUGCCAAGUGUAUCAGAGAUGCCAAGUGUAUCAGAGAUGCCAAGUGUAUCAGAGAUGCCAAGUGUAUCAGAGAUGCCAAGUGUAUCAGAGAUGCCAAGUGUAUCAGAGAUGCCAAGUGUAUCAGAGAUGCCAAGUGUAUCAGAGAUGCCAAGUGUAUCAGAGAUGCCAAGUGUAUCAGAGAUGCCAAGUGUAUCAGAGAUGCCAAGUGUAUCAGAGAUGCCAAGUGUAUCAGAGAUGCCAAGUGUAUCAGAGAUGCCAAGUGUAUCAGAGAUGCCAAGUGUAUCAGAGAUGCCAAGUGUAUCAGAGAUGCCAAGUGUAUCAGAGAUGCCAAGUGUAUCAGAGAUGCCAAGUGUAUCAGAGAUGCCAAGUGUAUCAGAGAUGCCAAGUGUAUCAGAGAUGCCAAGUGUAUCAGAGAUGCCAAGUGUAUCAGAGAUGCCAAGUGUAUCAGAGAUGCCAAGUGUAUCAGAGAUGCCAAGUGUAUCAGAGAUGCCAAGUGUAUCAGAGAUGCCAAGUGUAUCAGAGAUGCCAAGUGUAUCAGAGAUGCCAAGUGUAUCAGAGAUGCCAAGUGUAUCAGAGAUGCCAAGUGUAUCAGAGAUGCCAAGUGUAUCAGAAAUGCCAAGUGUAUCAGAAAUGCCAAGUGUAUCAGAAGUGCCAAGUGUAUCAGAAGUGCCAAGUGUAUCAGAAAUGCCAAGUGUAUCAGAAGUGCCAAGUGUAUCAGAAAUGCCAAGUGUAUCAGAAAUGCCAAGUGUAUCAGAAAUGCCAAGCGUAUGGGAAAUGCCACGCAUAUGGGAAAUGCCACAUGUAUGGGAAAUGCCACGCAUAUGGGAAAUGCCACGCAUAUGGGAAAUGCCACGCAUAUGGGAAAUGCCACGCAUAUGGGAAAUGCCACGCAUAUGGGAAAUGCCACGCAUAUGGGAAAUGCCACAUGUAUGGGAAAUGCCAAGCAUUAGUUCACUUCAGUAUCCCAAAUACCCGCUUCAGUUGCAUCUGCUGCAGCCGCUUGUUCUGUGUCCUUGUUUAGGCAGUGCCCAGCUGAGUCCUGUAGACAUGCAGGCUACUACGCACCAUGCUAGAGAUUUCCAAUGCCAAAAUGUUGCUCUGCAUAGUUGCUUUGGUCAGAGUGAUCAUCAAUAUAAUCAAAGUUGCUCCAGCUUGCAUAUGUUGCCAGAAGCACAUGGAGGAAUAGAAGGACCAUUGCACAGUGAGAGAAUGCUUUAUGAUUCUGCCCAUAAGGUUGACUAUGGUCAUUUGGAGCAAAAUUCUACCUUACCUGUUGCUCCUUACUAUCAGUCAUUUACAAACUCGAUGAAUUCUGAUGUUCAAUGUGAUGGCGAGAUAUGUGUACACCCAGUGAAAUCAGGCCUGUAUGGUAUUGAAAUAUUUCAACAGAAAUUUGAUACUUUCUUGAGAAAUCCUGGUCAUGAAAAUAUUUCAGAAGUGGAGGAAUUGAAGCAAGAGAAUGAGCGCUCUGGUAAUGUGACAGUCACUGAGAUUCACCAUGAAGUAGAAAAUAAUAAAUCAGGUUCAACAAAGAAAGAAACCUUUGAAGUCAACAAAGAAAGAAACCGUGAAGUCAUGGACGGUUCCCAGUUAGGUUUAAGUGCUGGUGUUGGAAAGCAGGAUCUGAAGCUGACAGAAAAUAAUGUGGACAAUAACUGCCAGUUUCAGGAUGAUGACAUCUUGGAUGUGAAAGAAAAAACUAUUGAAAGCUUCAAAAGCACCAACAGGUACACAACCAUUGAUUGUACUAUAAAGAAUGAAGUUGAACCUUGUGAUGGAAUGCAGGAUAAUUUGCUAUUGGAGGAAGAACCAAGGUGCAGCACCCCGGUACAGCAACUGACAGAUGCAGACCCAUUUCGUCCAUUAAUUGAAGAUGACGAGUCUGCUACCAAUGGCAAAGAGAAGACACAAAUCUUACAUCAUACUUCUGGUAACAACACCAUGGUUGAUCAUCCUAUAUUAUCUAGGAAUAAGUCACAGGAUAUUCUAAAGUGGUUAGAUACCAAUCACACUGAAGAGGUGAGCUUGGAUUUGUCUAGUCCAAGAUUCAACAGAACGCUGCAUGUAGAUACAUCAAUGAAGAGUUUCCAUGAGGAGCUUUGUCAGCUGCUCUCACCCAUUGAUGCUCCUGAAGAACAACCUUGCACAAGAACAUUUGGACCAGAACAUAUUACCCUAGCAUCUGUUGAAGAAACUCCUGCUGACACAUGUGAGGGAGAACUUCCCUGCAUAAAAUUGCCUGAACUGAAGCUGCCCACGCAUGAGGGAGCUCCCAUCCCGGUGCUGCUGCUGAGCUUCACAGACCCAUCAGAUUUUUAUGUUAUCGUUGCUACUCUUGAAUACGGUGAUGAAAUGGCCAGGUGCCUCGAUGAGGUUGACUCCCACUACCGGGAAGUCACGUACAAGGCCCUGCAAGCUGGAGAUUUGCGCCCAUGUUCGCACUGGGCGGUGUAUGACCAGGACCUGGAGUGCUGGAGUCGCGCACGCUUUAUGUCCAACUCUCUGACCAACAGCCAGGAUGAGAACAACGGAGAAGAUAAACUGAAGUUCCUCUUGGUGGACCACGGCCGCUGUGUGGAGGUGCCGCUGUCGCUGGUGCGCGUCUUGCACCAGGACUUGGCACGCUGGCCGCCCUUUGCCAUACACUGCGCCCUCGCUGCCGUAUAUCCUGCCCCGAGUGACGAGUUCAGCGGCUGGUCCGAGGCGAGCUGUCGUGCCAUGCAGGAGCUGUGCGCGCGACCUGACGCUCACACCGCAUACCUCGUGCCGCGCAACACUGCAGCUUGUGGCAGUGAUGGCCGGCACGACGUGCUGCUGGAGACGUGCGACGACGUGAUCGUCAACGAGGAGCUCGUCGCCAGAGGCCUCGCGCAGUCUCGUCGCCUACAGAACCUGCCCCAGGAUCUCGCUCAGCUCGUUUCGCUCGCGUGUAGCACCACUCAGAACGUCGGCACGGCAAAUUCACACGAGCUAAAGGCUGCUGAGCUGCAGCACACCUGGGACCCGAUGCAGGCCGCCUUCAGCAGCGCCACGAACCACCCGCGCUACCGAGAGGACGGCCUCGAGGUCGCCGCCAUGGGCGUCGUCAACGACGAUGACGAGCGCCUCUGUCGCUUCUACCGCUCGGGGCGCGCCUGCCCCAGGGGGGACUCCUGCGCCUGGGAACACUCCAUCCCGAGACCAGAUGGGUUGUCCUGCAAACGAGUCCCCGUGUUCGUCAACCUGCUCCGCGAUCCUCAACUUCCGGACGAAGGAGCACACUUGAUUGUGCGCGUGUCGGCCGUGGUAUCGCCUUCCAUGUUCUAUGUAAACCUGCCGUUCGGUCUUCGCCUUCAUCCCAGUGAUCCUGAAGAGGAAGAUGACAAGACUCUCAGUGAUCUGUGUGCCGAGAUGGAAGAAGCUUACGCUGGCUCUUACCCUGCCGUGUCUGCGGAGCUGCCCGCGCUGGGACAGAUCAUGGCUGCACAGUCUACCAUGUCACCGCUCCACUUGGUACCACAGCAAGGUCGUGGACCGCUGUUCUGGUAUCGUGUGAGGGUCGUGGCUGUGAGCGACGCUCCCGACGCCUCCGAGUGCCCGGUGGAGGAGGCGCCCUCGAGUUUAGAGGGCAGCUACGUGCAGGUCUUCUUCCUGGACGUGGGCUGCUGCUGCUGGCUGCAUGAAGUCCGCCUCAGGGAUCUGCACCCCGUCUUCGUGCAUCAACCUGCAUUGGCGAUUGAAUGUUACCUGCACGACGUGCGGCCGGCGGGCGCUGAAGGUUGGACGCGCGACGCCGCUGAGCUGCUCACGAGCGUCGCACGGCGCCCUGAGUCGCUGGUCGUCGCCACCGUCGUCGACGUCGACACGGUGAUGGGUCGCGUGGGCGUCUCGCUGCUGUCGCAGUCUGUGCCCGGCGACGACAUGUACAGCGUCUGCGUCUCGAGUCUCCUCGUGGACCGCGGACUUGCCGAGCUCUGCUCUCAAUCAUCGUCUGAAUGAUGAUAAAAUAAGUCAUUCAUGUAACAAUACUGGACCUUCCCAUGUCCUAUAUAAUGGAAAUUAAACCAUACCAAUGCAAAGGAAAUUCCAUGUUAAUCAUGAAAUAUUUGACAUUUAUCCUGAGCUGCGUGUUCGGUUUGAAAACGGGAACCAAAAUCCUUGCGUCUUAAGUAGGAGAAUAGUUUGGGGCUACUGAAGGCAUUUUAUAGUUUUGAAUGGAAUGUGGUAUAAGACAUUAGUCAAAUUUAUGGCUAACAACGUGAAAAUAGUAUUAAGAAUUGGCAUUCUCAUCUGUUCCUGAAAUUUACUGAGCACGUUUUGAUUCUUAAAAUAAAGUUUGCGACUGCAUCAAACGCCAGCUGCCAGUAAUAACUCCUAUUCAUUUCAUGAGUAUAAACGUUGAUAUUCUUAUUUGAGUUGGCAAACGUUCUCUGAACCAUUUUGUGCUCAGUAUUUAAUCUUUGAAUUGUACGUUUUACAUUGAAGGAUGUUUAUGUUGCUGCGUCUCACCACCGCAUGUUCUCUCACAUGUUUAAUUUGUUAUAAUGCGUCACGCGUUCAGAAAUUACUUUUUACAAGGUUGGAAAUUAUUGAUAGCUCUUCCUGAUGCUCUUGAUGCCAUAUGCAUGUCAUCCAACUUUGAGUUCCAAUGAGGUUAAAUUUAGAGUGAAAGGCAGUUAUCAUUUAGUGAAAUGUAUAAAGAAAUGUCCACGAUCAAAAGAGUCUCGUAAAAAGUUGGGACAGAUGCAGUACUCGAUGCUACAGAUGAACAACUCUGCCUCAUGUAGACAAAUAUCCUCUAAAAGCUUCCUAUUUUCGUUGGUAUGGUUGGUUAAAUGGCAUCGUGGGAGAUCUUUUUUUUAACGCGCGUUUUAUAUUUUAGGUAAUUCCAUAUUGCCGGUAAUGUCGUUAUAUUUUUUUUGUAUGGAAUUUUACAUU
Hyalella azteca is the source of this 5006-nucleotide messenger RNA. RefSeq lists its product as uncharacterized. Lineage: Eukaryota; Metazoa; Arthropoda; Malacostraca; Amphipoda; Hyalellidae. The transcript is spliced from 13 exons. Bases 18 to 4067 code for a protein of 1349 amino acids. The record is from RefSeq and is a predicted model, not a curated record. Gene Ontology annotation, molecular function: metal ion binding.